AUGACGCUAGCCAGGCCUGUGACCUGGCACUCCAGACCCCUGGGUCCCAUCCUGCUCCUUCUGCUGCCCUGGGCCCCUAGCCUGUGCCUCCUGACUGGGACGGUGCCUUCAGAGACCCCAAGUGCCUGUGCCUCAGAUCCGUGUGCUCCAGGGACCGAGUGCCAGGCUAUGGAGAGUGGUGGCUAUACCUGUGGGCCCACGGAGCCCCAGGGCUGUGCCACCCAGCCAUGCCACCAUGGCGCUCUGUGUGUGCCCCAGGGUCCAGAUCCUAAUGGCUUCCGCUGCUACUGCGUGCCUGGUUUCCAGGGCCCCCAUUGUGAGCUGGACAUCGAUGAGUGUGCAUCCCGGCCCUGCCACCAUGGGGCCACCUGCCGCAACCUGGCUGAUCGCUACGAGUGCCACUGCCCUCUCGGCUAUGCAGGAGUGACCUGCGAGGCUGAGGUGGACGAGUGCGCCUCGGCGCCCUGCCAGCACGCGGGCUCGUGCUUGGACGGCGUGGGUUCCUACCGCUGCGUGUGCGCGCCGGGCUACGCGGGUGCCAGCUGCCAGCUGAACCUCGACGAGUGCCAGAGCCAGCCGUGCGCACACGGGGGUGUGUGCCACGACCUAGUCAACGGGUUCCGGUGCGACUGCGCAGAUACAGGCUACGAGGGCGCGCGCUGCGAGCAGGAGGUGCUGGAGUGCGCGUCGGCGCCCUGCGCGCACAACGCGUCCUGCCUCGACGGCCUCGGGAGCUUCCGCUGCCUCUGCUGGCCAGGCUUCAGCGGUGAGCGGUGCGAAGUGGACGAGGACGAGUGUGCGGCGAGUCCCUGUCACAACGGGGGCCAGUGCCUGCAGCGCUCCGACCCGGCCCUCUACGGGGGCGCCCAGGCUGCCUUCCCCGGGGCUUUCAGCUUCCACCACGCUGCAGGCUUCCUGUGCCGCUGCCCUCCAGGCUUUGAGGGGGGCGACUGCAGCGUGGAUGUGGACGAGUGCGCCUCAGGACCAUGUCUCAAUGGAGGCCGCUGCCAGGACCUGACCAAUGGCUUCCAGUGCCACUGCCGGGAUGGCUAUGCAGGCCUGGCAUGUCAGGAAGAUGUGGACGAGUGUCUGUCGGAGCCCUGCCUGCAUGGUGGAACCUGUGAAGACACUGUGGCGGGCUACAUCUGCCGGUGCCCACAGGCCUGGGGUGGACAUGACUGUUCUGUGCAGCUCACUGGUUGCCACGGCCACACCUGCCCACUGGCUGCCACCUGCAUCCCCAUCUUCAAGUCUGGGCUCCACAGUUAUGCCUGCCACUGUCCACCGGGUACCCAUGGACCUUCCUGUGGCCAGAAUACCACCUUGUCUGUUGUGGCUGGGAGCCCUGUGGGGACAUCAGUGCCAGCUGGUGACCCCUUGGGUUUGGCACUGAGGUUUCGUACCACCCUGCCUGCUGGGGCCCUGGCCACUCGCACUGACACCCAGGAUAGCUUGGAGCUGGCAUUGAUGGGGGCCACACUCCAAGCCACACUCUGGAGCCAUGGUACCACUACAUGUGUCCUGAGACUGCCGUACUUAGCCCUAAAUGAUGGCUACUGGCACCAGGUAGAGGUGGCACUUCACCUAGGGACUCUAGAACUGCGACUCUGGCAUGAGGACUGCCCUGCUCAGCUCUGUGUGGCUUCUGGUCCUGUGAUCCCAGGUCCCACUGCUUCAGUGACCCCUGGGCCUGGCAGGCUCUGCUCUGUCCAGCUGGGUGGCUCAGACUUUGCAGGCUGUCUCCAGGAUGUGCAUGUGGAUGGACACCUUCUGCUCCCAGAGCAGCUUAGCGACAAGGUCCUCCUGGGCUGCGAGCGCCAUGAGCAGUGCCAGCCCUCACCCUGUGCCCAUGGAGGGGCCUGUGUGGACUUGUGGACUCACUUCCAUUGUGACUGCCCCCGGCCUCACAGCGGCCCUACAUGUGCUAAUGAGGUUCCUGCUGCCACCUUUGGCUUGGGGGGCACCCUGAGCUCUGCCUCCUUUCUGUUACAUGAGCUGCCGGGCCCCAACCUCACGGUGUCCUUUCUCCUCCGCACUCGGGAGUCCGCUGGCCUGCUCCUCCAGUUUGGGAACGACUCAGCAGCCAGCCUGACGGUCUUCCUAAGUGAGGGCCAGAUCCGGGCUACCAUGCCAGGUGGUCCUGCUGUGGUGCUCCCUGGGCGCUGGGAUGAUGGGCUCCGCCACCUGGUGACGCUCAGCUUUGGGCCUGAGCAGCUGCAGGACCUGGGGCAGCAGGUGCAUGUGGGUGGGAGACUCCCCCCUGCCGACACCCAGCCCUGGGGUGGGCCCCUCCGAGGCUGUCUCCAGGACCUGCGACUCAAUGGCCUCCACCUUCAUUUCUUUCCGCUGCUGACUGAGAACGCAAGUCAGCUCCACAAGCCCCGCAAGCUGGAUGCCGGCCAGUCCCACAACCUCACCCAGGGCUGCGUCUCUGAGGACAUGUGCAGCCCAGAUCCCUGUUUCAAUGGUGGGACCUGCCUUGUCACCUGGAAUGACUUCCACUGUACCUGCCCUGACAACUUCACCGGGCCCACCUGUGCCCAGCAGCUAUGGUGUCCCGGCCAGCCCUGCCUCCCACCUGCCACCUGUGAAGAGGUCCCUGAUGGUUUCGUCUGUGUGGCUGAGGUCACGUUCCGCGAGGGUCCCCCAGCUGCGUUCAGUGGACACAACGCGUCGUCGGGAAGGUCACUGAGCGGGCUGUCGCUGGCCUUCCGCACCCGCGACUUGGAGGCCGGGCUACUGCGCGCCGCGGCGGGCAACGCGGGCGUCUGGCUGGCCGUUCGCAAUGGCUCGCUGGCGGCCAGCGUGCGCAGCGGCCCCGGCGUGGCGGGUGCUGUGCUGCCCGCGCCCGGGCCACGCGUGGCCGAUGGCGCCUGGCACCGCCUGCGCCUGGCCAUGGAGCACCCGGCGGCCGCCGCCUCGCGCUGGCUGCUGUGGCUGGACGGCGCGGCGACACCGGUGACGCUGCGCGGCCUGGCCGGCAACCUGGGCUUUCUGCAGGGCCCGGUCGCCACGCGCAUCCUGCUGGCCGAGAACUUCACAGGCUGCCUGGGCCGCGUGGCGCUCGGCGGCCUCCCGUUGCCCCUGGCGCGGCCACGGCCCGGCGCGACUCCGGGCCCCCGACAGCACUUCGUCGCCUGGCCCGCGACACCCGCCCCGCGCCUCGGCUGCGCCGGCGCGCCAGUGUGUGCGCCCUCGCCCUGCCUGCACGGCGCCGCCUGCCGCGACCUCUUCGACGCCUUCGCCUGCGCCUGCGGCCCAGGCUGGGAAGGACCGCGUUGCGAGGCCCGCGCCGAUCCGUGUCGCUCCGCGCCCUGCGCCCGCGGCCGCUGUCACGCGCGCCCUGACGGCCGCUUUGAGUGCCGCUGCCCGCCGGGCUUCGCGGGCCCGCGCUGCAGGUUGCCUGUGUUGCCUGAGUGCAGCCUCAACUCCACCUGCCCAUGUGAGGUGGGGCCCCAGGGUACCAACUGCAGCUGCCAGGAGGCCUUCUCUGGCCAGAGGUGUCAGAGCCCAGCCUUGCCCUGUGAAGCCAACCCCUGCUUGAAUGGAGGUACCUGCCAGGCUGCCGGUGGGGUGUCUGUUUGCACCUGUGGCGCAGGCUUCUCUGGCCAGUUCUGUGAAGUGGUGAAGGGCCUGCCCAUGCCACUGCCAUUCCCGCUGCUGGAGGUGGCUGUGCCUGCAGCCUGUGCCUGUCUCCUCCUCCUCCUCCUUGGGUUCUUGUCCGGGAUCUUGGCAGCCAGAAAGCGCCGCCAGUCAGAGGGCACCUACAGCCCAAGCCAGCAGGAGGUGGCUGGGGCCCGGCUGGAGAUGGACAGUGUCCUCAAGGUGCCACCUGAGGAGAGACUUAUCUAGGCCAACCUGGCUGCUGGUGCCAUGCCCUGGAGGCCCUACAGGAUGUCUACCUGGAGACCCAAGGAGAUUGCUUUCAGGGCCCACUGGGAGUAUCCCAUGGAUGGCAGCCCCUGCCUCUGUCCCAUCGUGGACUGAGAAGGGAGUCAACUCAGGAAAGCAGAGAGGGAACCUCUCUGACCUGCUGGGCUUUGUUGUGGCAGGUGUGUGGCUAUGUGUGGGCAGACAGGCAUGGUGCACGUGGUGUGUCAGUAGAGCAUGCGUGUACGUGCAGACGUGGUGCUCUGUAGAUCCCAGCUGAGUUUUCUGACAGGGCUCACUCACGUGGCUCCUCUUUUUAUUGCGUGUACAUGACUGUCUAGUGGGGGCAGAUGGAUGCUCCAUGGUUGGGGACCACAUGUCCAUUCUGGGACAGGGGCAGCCCAAGGCUGCAUGUUUUCCAGCAGGCCAGGCCAGAGCUUGCCCAAGCACCUAGACUUCAGUUCUGGCACCUUCUGAAACCUCCAAGGGCGGCCCCUGCUUUGGAGACAGCUGAGAAAUGAUGAGUGGUGUUCUCAUCAGGCCAAGUGGACUUCUGCUCCUUUGGGCAGAUCUGUCUCUGCCCAGUACCAGAGCUGGUCCUGCAAGGGAACCCCAUAACCCUGGACACCAGGCCUGCAGGAGCCGAGGACUAGCUGCCUGAGCUUUCCUGCCUGGCCAUGGUCAUUUGCAGGUGGGAAAGCCUCCCUGCCUACCUCACAGGACUGCUGUGUGACUCAGAGAAGCUGACAAUGGGCAGAGGACUCUGGGAGUCAUUCAACUCCAGUCUGAAGUGAAUUGUGGGUGUCCUUUUAGGUGUUUGGAAGCAUUGUCUCCCCAGGCCUACGCCCAGGAGGGC
Castor canadensis (American beaver) is the source of this 4726-nucleotide messenger RNA. RefSeq names its product crumbs cell polarity complex component 2 (gene Crb2). NCBI's taxonomy places the organism in Eukaryota, Metazoa, Chordata, Mammalia, Rodentia, Castoridae. The record is from RefSeq and is a predicted model, not a curated record. Gene Ontology annotation, molecular function: calcium ion binding.